UUCCUAAGCAUUUCGAGAAAAAAUGAAUUUAGUGGUCUUGCACAAAAGUCGGGACUCAAAUGAUUCCAACACUGGCGUUAAUUGCCGCUUCAAAGACUAGCCAUGACAGACAUGAAUGUCGACUGGAAGAAAACUGCACUCCUUGUCAUUGAUAUGCAGAACGACUUCAUUCUGCCAGGCGGUCCCAUGUACAUUCCUAUGGGGGCCUCAGUUGUCCCUGCUAUAAAGGAAGCUGUUGAUUUUGCCAGGGAGAAAGGGGCUUUCGUUGUAUGGGUGGUUCGUGAACAUGAUAAAUAUGGUAGGGAUGUUGAGCUUUUUAGAAGACACUUGUAUGGAGAGGGAAAGGAAAAACCAACCACAAAAGGAACCAAGGGGGCAGAUCUAGUUGAAGGUCUAGUGAUUCAAGAAGGAGAUUAUAAACUAGUGAAAACAAGGUUCAGUGCGUUCUUUGCAACAAAUUUGCACACUCUUCUUCAAGGUGCUGGUAUCACAAGUGUUGUUGUUGUCGGAGUACAGACGCCAAAUUGUAUCAGGCAGACUGUGUUUGAUGCUGUUGCACAUGAUUAUUACCCUGUUAUAGUUCUAAGUGAUGCAACUGCUGCAAAGACACCUGAAGUACAUACAGCUUUGUGUUACAAACAUUCAGUUGAAGAUUUCUUUUGUCUGACAGCAAAUCUGAUCGAUAUGUGCAAUGUGGGAGUCCAAACACCAACACUAUGUGCUUGGAGUGGGAAGGAUGUGUAACGAUCAACCACUCAUUGCUGAGUCAUGAGGCAUGGACCUGCAGGUGAUAACAGAUUCUGGCACCAAAAAGUAUGAAUGGCAAUUCUAGGUGUUAAGCUUUUUGUAAAGUAUAAUCAGGUCUUUGGAAUCAAAUGGAACACAAUGGUCAUCUGGAUGCUGGGUUUUUAUCGUUUCUCUUUAGAAAAGAUCAAAAUCUCUGAAGAUGGGUUUAGAAGUUAAUACCCAAGGGCCAAAACAUCUGAAAUAAAAGAGUUCAAAACACAGUUGAAUCAUAUAUUUGUCAAAACGAGUACCUGUGGGAUUUUCCAAGUUUUCAAAUGUAUGCUCUUCUAUUCUACUACUAAAUGAUGUUCAAAUGAGAAAAAGUAGACUCCAGUA
Messenger RNA from Cryptomeria japonica (Japanese cedar), 1122 nucleotides. RefSeq names its product probable inactive nicotinamidase At3g16190. Bases 103 to 744 code for a protein of 213 amino acids. The record is from RefSeq and is a predicted model, not a curated record. Lineage: Eukaryota; Viridiplantae; Streptophyta; Pinopsida; Cupressales; Cupressaceae. The transcript is spliced from 5 exons.